AUGGCAGUGAAGAGUAAAAAUCAAACACCACCGAAGAAACUGCCGGUGGCGAAGAAAUCCGCACAGAAGAAAAAGGAUCUGAAUCCUGACGAUAUGCUGGAUAGCGAGGAGGAAGACGACGACAUGAUGGAGCUAGAAGACGAUGAAUCCAUAGCACCGGACGAUAAUGAUUCUGACGAUGACGGAAAGAUGGAAAUUGAGCCACCAACAUCGGCGAAAAAGCCAAACCUUGGAAAGGGUAAAUCACCAUCCUCUAAGGAACCGAAAGGAAAAGGAGCUGACGAGAAGCAGGAAAAGGCGAAGAAAUCCGCCAAUGCAGGAGGACCAACGACACCGACCGGAAAAGCCAGCCGCCAGUCGGAAAAGCAAGCCGCACUCGCGCUAAAACCGAAAGAAUCGCGCUCAGGACGGCUAGAUCGGACAGUUUGGGUGAAGAAUCUAAGAGCGAACACCACCGAUGAGGAUAUUGUGGAAUUCUUUGCUAGCGUGGGCAAAAGCACCAUAGUUAAACGUGUGCGCAGCAAGGCUCUGGCGAUGGUAUUGCUAGAAAGUACCAAUCAGAUCGAGAAGGCCAUCAGUCUGAACGGAAAAUCACUUAACGGACAUGCGGUUAUCGUUGAACGCUCAAAGUUCCAAGCCAUGGAAAGUGCGCUCAAGGAGAAGAAAAAGCAUCGUACGAAAAAGCGGAAGUUGGAACGUCGCAAAAAGGCAAGACAGGUGGCAGAAGGGGCUGAUAAAAAGGAACCUACCACCGAAGCAAACGGUAACCAGCAGAAGAAAGGCAAGAAAAACAAGCAGAAGGCAGCAGGGGUAGACAAAGCGGAACGUAUUAUCGUGGCAAACGAUAAAGGGCUGAAAAAAGGCAAGCAGAAGGCAGCGGGGGUUGAUAAAAAGGAACCUACUACCGAGACAAACGGUAAAGGGGCGAAGAAAAGCACCACAAACAAGAAGGAGGGCGGUAAUAAGCCCAAGAAGUUAGGCAAAGGUAAAGAUGUUGCAAAACCUACUGCGGACACUCCAACGAGUAAACCAGUUAAGUCUGCAUCGGAAGCAAAAGCUGCCAAGAAGAAGGAAUCAAAAGGCAAAAAAGUGACAAAAUAA
Molecule: messenger RNA, 1101 nt
Organism: Anopheles marshallii
Lineage: Eukaryota; Metazoa; Arthropoda; Insecta; Diptera; Culicidae
Product: nucleolin-like
Exons: 1
Coding region: 1-1101 (366 amino acids)
Biological process (GO): mRNA processing
Cellular component (GO): nucleus
Molecular function (GO): RNA binding
Source: RefSeq, a predicted model, not a curated record